AUGACUUGUUCGAAUUGCAUUUCAGGAAGAGAGUUCGUGGAAGAGAGCGGUAAGAAGAGUAGAGAGGGGACCGAGGAAGAGCAGAGUAUGUACACUCAACAAGAACACGAACAAGUGGAAGAGCUGGCGAACAAGUUGUAUCAGAACAAGCAGUACCAAACCCAUGAAGCUGAAAGCCUCCUGGAGCACGUGAGCCGGAUGAACCAUGGAGCCCAGCGACGAAUGGCAUCAAGUACUACUUCUGGAUAUGCGACUUUUGGCAUGUACUCCCAUGGUAAUCAUUACGGCAUGACUAGGAAAACCGACGAACUGCCCCACACGACUCGAUACUUUAACGCGUUCCUGAAGCACCGCUUACCAAAGGGGAGUCAUUGGACCUCGUUUGUGUUGAGUUGUAAUGCGAAACUUCCGAUACACCGAGAUAUUCACAAUGACAGUCAGUACCCCAACCAUUUGAUGGGAAUGGGAACGUAUACUGGGGGAGAGCUUUGGUUGGAAGCUCCCCCCGGAUAUGAGGGUCAAGACAAGCUGCUUCAGGAAUCAAUCGAUGGGCGCACCAUCGUGGGGCGCAAGAUUCCGACGAAAGGACAGCAUGUGGAGUUCUCUCCGCAGGCGCAUUGGAAGUUGGGGAUUUGUGAGCAAGCAGUUCAGGGAGUCAAGGAGGUGAUGGGAAAGCUGUGUGAUGAUGAUCCGAAUUUGAGUAUGGAGGAAGUGCUGGCGUUGGCGGUGAUGACCUUUAAUCAACGUGCCCCAAUUCAACAGUUGUGGGAGGACCCCCAAGGCGAUUUCGAGAGGGCCGCUCAGCUAAGGGCUAAAGCGGUGGGACAGCAGGGUCGUAGACAGCCAGGGGAUAAGCAUGGACGUUUUGUGGGACCAGCACGAAUACUGGCGACAGAGCGGAAGCGAGAGUCAGACGGCAGUCUUGUGCCGGGUGGCUCAGUAUGGCUGGUGCGUGGAAGGAGCUUGAUCAAGUGUUGUCCGGAACAGAUCCGACGAGCGUCGGAACGAGAACAGCUUGUGGAAACCCUGGUCUCCCCAGAGCAGCGGACGCCGUGGAGUUUUACGCGUGUUGCUUCAGAGAUUGGGGGCAACCAGUAUCAAGAUGUAUCUUCCGACAAGCCAACAAACCGGGAGUGGCUUCGAGCACAGGACCCCGGGGAGGAACAGCAGCCAUCUAGACACCGCAUUCGUGGAAAACGACCCGCUCCCGAAGGAGUGGACAUGGGCGAGGAAGAAGAUGAGGACACGGUCACGCCCGCGACCAGCUCGCGCAGCCCGCGAGCACAAAGGCAGAAAGGCAGCGGUUUUCAAGCGGCUCAAGCUUGGUGGACGGAAGUACCCGAGCGACUCUGGGAACCCACUUCAUCAGCUUAUUGGGCAAGUGAUACAGCCGCUGUGGCCGUGGAGGUUGACCUACCCCACAACACACGUGGGUUGGAGAAGACACUUCACAAUCUGCCAGCUUUCUUUGUGGGAGCUAUGAAGCGUCGAGCGGUAGAAGUCUGCGAGCGUAAGCUGACGGAAGAAGACAAGGAGAAGUUCCGCGCGGCUAAGACCAUUGAGGUUCGCAAUUUCAUCGCGGCCAAGGCGUUCGAGACGCUACCGGAAGAGAUGAAGCCCAGCCGAGACCAGGCAAUUAACAUGCGAUGGAUCUUGACGUGGAAGGCGACAGAUGAUGGAGGCCGUAAGGCCAAGGCGCGAGCGGUUUUACUUGGCUAUCAGGACCCGAAGUACGAACAUCGUGCCACAACGGCACCUGUUAUGACGCGACAGACGAGACAGAUGCAAUUGCAAUUGACAACCAUCCACGGGUGGACAGUGCAAAAGGGAGACGUGUCUGGCGCAUUCUUGCAGGGAAGAGAGUAUCCGGAUCAGCUGUUUUGCGUGCCGUGCAAAGAAAUCUGCGAAGCGAUGGGCAUUCCAGAGAAUACCAUUACCCGCUUGAAGCGAGCCUGUUACGGGCUAGUGGACGCACCACUGGAGUGGUAUCGUACAGUGGACGCCUAUCUCCAAGAGUUGGGACUGGAGCGUACCUACUCCGAUGCAUGUGCCUGGGUGUGGCGGCCUCAAGGAAGGCUGCGCGGCAUGAUUUCAGGGCACGUAGAUGAUUUCCUGUUCAGCGGCGGCUCCCAGGACAAAGAGUGGCAAGACAUCUUGGAAAAGAUCAAACAGCGGUUUCAGUGGGGAGACUGGGAUACGGACAAAUUUGUUCAGUGCGGCGUGCAAGUGGAACGUACUUCAGAAGGUUUUCUCCUAAGCCAACCAAGGUACCUGGAAGGAAUACAGGAAAUCCCCAUCUCAUCCAGUAGGAGAAAGGAGAAGGACACCGCGACGACGGAACGGGAGCGAACGCAACUGCGUGCGCUACUGGGCGGCCUGUCGUGGCACGCCCAACAGGUGGCACCUCACCUAUCCGCUGAGGUGAGCUUGCUACUUUCGGAAGUGCCAGAAAGCACCGUGGAGACGAUAGUCAAGGCGAAUCUUCUCGCCUAUCAUGCCAAGGGCCGGAAAGAUCACCAGAUGAUAAUACAUCAAUUCAGUCCUGAAGAACCUUUGGCACUCUUCGGUUGGGUCGAUGCGGCGAGCCAGAACCGUAGAGAUGGAGGGUCGACGCAAGGGAUCUUUAUAGGACUAGGACCGGCAAGUAUGUUGACUGGUGACUUAGGCAAGGUCACACCUGUGGCGUGGCACUCAAACCGCAUUGAUCGGGCAUGCCGAUCCCCAGGCGCAGCGGAAGCACAGGCUGCCAUAAACGGCGAGGACGCAUUAUAUUUCGCCCGCUACCAGUGGAGUGAACUUGUUCAUGGUAGACCUGAGGUUCGUGAUCCGGAUGCGACAGUUGCUAAGGUGACUGGAUGCCUGGUUACCGACUCGCGGAAUGUGUAUGAUAAACUAGAGACUGAGGUGCUUGUCAUCAAGGGCGCAGAGAAGAGAACGAAUAUCGAGCUCCUCUCAUUGAAGGAGGCCCAGCGACAUCAUGGCCUUCUUAUGCGAUGGGUACACUCCGAGGCUCAGUUAGCUAAUGCGCUUACAAAGCACAACAGCAAAGAGAUGGAGCUGUACUACCGAACUCGCCACAUGUGGCGAAUCGUAGAGGACCCUGAGAGAAUGUCGGCUCGCAGACGCAAGCAAGCUGGCAUCGAACCACUUAGUUCGGGAAUGGAAAAAUCAGGUUGA
This is a messenger RNA of Symbiodinium sp. CCMP2592, 3177 nucleotides long. The record is from the annotation of a GenBank genome assembly. Lineage: Eukaryota; Dinophyceae; Suessiales; Symbiodiniaceae.